Messenger RNA from Knipowitschia caucasica, 231 nucleotides. The record is from the annotation of a GenBank genome assembly. Lineage: Eukaryota; Metazoa; Chordata; Actinopteri; Gobiiformes; Gobiidae.
AUGGCAGACCCGCUGACUCAUGGGAGAACACCGCGUUUCCUCAGCUCCAGAGAAACAGACAAGACGCUCAUUCACGUCUUCCUCCACCACAACUGCUCGUCUGUCCCCACCAUUUUUGCUAUUUUAUUCAACAACACUACAGUAAAGGCGCUGGUGAUGCUGAAAAGAGUUACAUGGCUUCAACUUAUGCUUCUGAAAAUGCAAUAUGGCAUGAAGGCGACACUUGUUUAG